UAUAAAAUAGAUGAGCAACACGCAAUUAAAUCCUGUUGAUGAGUGAGUACCACGAGAACUCUUACAGACGAGCAACAAAGAUAUCAGUAUUCCAUUACAAUGAAUUGUUUUUGGACCUUAAGUCUCCUAAUGGGCUUAGCUGCCAUUGGGUGGGCAGCAGCUAAAGAAAAUCACCACAAAGAUAACGUGGCACCUAGAUCCAGACCAAAUUACGACCACAUUGAUUACUACGACUGUUCAGGAAAGCCCAAUGGGACAUAUGUACAUCCAACUGAUUGUACAAGAUUCAUAAUGUGUUCAAACGGAUAUGCAUCCGAUAUGGCUUGUCCAGACUGUGAUCUUCCCAACACGCUCUGCCACGGGUCACCAUACCUGACGUACGAUGGGUUCAAAGAGAGAUGUGAAUGGCCCAAGAUCACUGAAUGCAUUGUUGACCCACCUGCAACUGAUCCACCCACCACCGACCCACCGGCGACGACCACAACCACCAAAAAGACAACAACGACGACCAAGGAACCCACUACGGCCACUCCGAUUACGAUUUGUCAUGGCAUAACUGCUGGUCACACAUGCGAAAAAGAUCAAUGCCAACCUUGCGGAUACUGUUGGAAUUUGCACUCCUUCUACUUUAGGUGUCAGCGUACCUUUCCCUCUGACCCAAAGUUGGAGAUAACUGGAGAGUGGGUUCACGAGGAGUGCGACCCUGAUUUGUGGUGGAACCCUGACCUCAAGCCGAGUUCCGGAGUGGAAGAUGGAUUUGGUGGGGCUUGUGACAAAUGGGAAAAUCUAAGCAACGCCACGCGUGAUGGGUAUCUCGCAGACGAAAAUUGCGUUGUCAUUCCCGACGUUUGCGAAUGGGGUCAGGACGAUGAUGAUAAGUGCACUGGACGUUAUUGGUAUUACGACCCCAAAACGAUGGAAGAUAGAGAAGAUUUAGAAUGUCCCGACGGCCUUAAAUGGGACCAGGCUAGUGAAAAUUGCAGGAAAUGUGUUGAUGGUUGCGAAUGUUAGUUAGUGUAUUAUUUGUAAAAUGUAAUCAUAAGAAAACUUUAUUAUUAGUAUUUUAAAUAUUUAUUGGGUUGUUUUAAUAAAAAAUAGAGGUUUGCAUAUGGUACUGAUUAA
Molecule: messenger RNA, 1122 nt
Organism: Folsomia candida
Lineage: Eukaryota; Metazoa; Arthropoda; Collembola; Entomobryomorpha; Isotomidae
Exons: 2
Coding region: 100-1011 (303 amino acids)
Cellular component (GO): extracellular region
Molecular function (GO): chitin binding
Source: RefSeq, a predicted model, not a curated record